Molecule: messenger RNA, 1983 nt
Organism: Emericellopsis atlantica
Lineage: Eukaryota; Fungi; Ascomycota; Sordariomycetes; Hypocreales; Bionectriaceae
Product: serine palmitoyltransferase
Exons: 1
Coding region: 1-1983 (660 amino acids)
Biological process (GO): sphingosine biosynthetic process; ceramide biosynthetic process
Cellular component (GO): serine palmitoyltransferase complex
Molecular function (GO): pyridoxal phosphate binding; serine C-palmitoyltransferase activity
Source: RefSeq, a predicted model, not a curated record
AUGCCUGGCUCCGAGAAGCUGCGCGAGCGUCGCCCUUCCAGCUCCAAGGGCAACCGCCUCACUCAAUUCUUCUCCUCGAGCCCCAAAUCUGCCGACAACACGCAACAAGCCCUGUUUGCUAUGCAACAGCACCACCUCCAACAGCAGCAUUCCUCCGCGCCUACCUCGGGUAUCUCGAGCUCGACAGUAUCCCUGCCUACAAUCUCCCUAUCAACAGCCAUUGCAGAGAACAACACGAUUGACCUUCCCGCGACCAAGACCCUGUUCGAGCCAAAGACUGCCGAAGAAGCUGAACGCCAAAAGCGAGCAGAUGCUCAAUUCGGGCCCCUGAAUCAUCCGAGCCACCUUUGGACCAGCAAGUCUCACGGCCGUCCACUGGCUGCCCCCGUUGAGGAUGAUCCGCCGCAGAGUGCUCUGUACACCACCUACAUCAGCUACCUCAUUCUCAUCCUGAUCGGACACAUCCGUGACUUCUUCGGCAAGCGUUUUGGCGAUAAGAAACGCUACAACUCAUUGAAGGCCCAAAAUGGCUAUGCCCCUCUCAACGACGAUUUCGACAACUUCUACACUAGGCGGCUCAAGGUCCGUCUGAAUGAUUGUUUCGCCCGCGUUGCCACAGGUGUUCCCGGACGUUACAUCACGCUGCUGGACCGCGAGUCCGACGAUUUCAACCACAGCUAUCGCUAUACUGGCACCACCACGGAGACGCUCAACAUGAGCUCCUACAACUACCUUGGUUUUGCCCAGUCAGAAGGUCCGUGUGCGGAUGCUGUGGAAGAGUGUGUGCGUCGCUAUGGCAUCACCACCUGCAGUCCUCGAGGCGAUGCUGGGACGACUGAUCUUGCUCUCGAGGUAGAGCGGGAGGUGGCCAACUUUGUCGGCAAGCCCUCCGCCAUGAUCUUCUCCAUGGGCUACGUGACCAACGCUAGCUCUUUCCCUGCCCUCGUCUCCAAAGGCUGCUUGAUCAUCUCGGAUGAGCUCAACCACGCCUCGAUCCGCGUCGGUGCUCGUAUGUCUGGUGCCAUGAUCAGAUCCUUCGCCCACAACGAUGUUCGGUCGUUGGAGAAGGUCCUUCGUGAAGCCAUCUCUCAGGGUCAACCCCGCACACAUCGUCCUUGGAAGAAGAUCCUAGUCGUUGUCGAAGGUCUCUACUCGAUGGAGGGAACCAUGUGCGAUCUACCCGGCGUCUUGGCUCUCAAGCGCAAGUACAAGUUCGCCCUCUUCGUUGAUGAGGCGCACUCCAUUGGUGCACUUGGACCCCGCGGUCGUGGUGUAUGCGACUACUUUGGCGUCGACCCUGCCGAGGUCGACAUCCUCAUGGGUACCCUCACCAAGUCCUUCGGUGCCAAUGGAGGCUACAUCGCGGCGGACAAGCACAUUGUCGAUAAGCUGCGUGCCACCAAUUCGGCGACACAGCUUGGUGAGACUCCCUCACCGUGCGUCCUCAUGCAGAUCCUGGCUUCAUUGAAGAUGAUCACCGGCGAGCUCUGCCCUGGUCAGGGUGAGGAGCGCUUGCAGCGCAUCGCCUUCAAUUCUCGAUACCUCCGUCUUGGUCUCAAGCGUCUCGGAUACAUUGUCUACGGCCAUGAUGAUUCUCCCAUUAUUCCCGUCAUGCUCUAUCACCCUGCCAAGAUCCCAGCCUUCUCUCAUCACAUGCUCAACCGUCAAAUCUCCGUCGUCGUCGUCGGCUAUCCUGCCACCCCGUUGAUCACCUCUCGCGCUCGCUUCUGCGUUUCUUCCGCUCACAACAAGGAGGAUCUUGACAGACUCUUGCGAGCUUGCGACGAGGUCGCCGAUGAGAUGAACAUCAAGUACUCUUCAGGGAUCGCCGGCGGACUGGAUGAUCUCGACCCCAAGUACGACUGCCCUAUCGAGGAUGAACUGGCCUUCCGCCGGUCGAAGAAGCUGAUCUAUCCUCCCCGAUGGUCUGUGGAGGAUGUCAUCGAGAGGGGUGCCCGGGACGCCAAGCUUCCCCUUCGAUAA